This is a messenger RNA of Giardia duodenalis, 5028 nucleotides long. RefSeq lists its product as uncharacterized. Lineage: Eukaryota; Fornicata; Diplomonadida; Hexamitidae. The transcript has a single exon. Bases 1 to 5028 code for a protein of 1675 amino acids. The record is from RefSeq and is a predicted model, not a curated record.
AUGUCCGGAGGCAUGGACGAUUACCUAGUCGGAAUCGAUAAGCUUGCAGCCCCGGAGCUCCGCGAAAAGCUUCUACGCGUCUGCAACGAGCUCAAAGACACCAAGGAGCAGUGCAAAGCGCUCCGUGAUUUGUACACUGAGACGGACUCUAGCUGCAGGAUUUUUAAGCAGAAGAUAUCAGAGCAGGGAAUUGACCCCGAUGAGCUUUGUCCAGCAUCGCCUACCUUGCGCAACGCAGCACAGAGGAAAGGCGUGGGCAAGGGUAACCGUUGUCCGUACUGCGACCGGUCCAUGGACACAGAGUUGGUUGCGGCCGAAACACUAACUGCAACGGUAAGAGAAAAGGACGCCGAGAUCGCGCAUCUUAAAGAGAGCAUCGAGAAUUUGCGUCUUCUCCACGAGGAAAACAUGCGAGAUCUGGUUGCACGUGCACAGAUUCAGGGCGCAAAGCUCCUUGAAGCAGACAGCCUGCUUUCGCAGAGCAAUCGUGUUCACUCUGACGCCGACAUCAGUACCCUGAGCCCGGAGGAGAUGCGCGAGAAGCUGAAAAGCAUCCAGACAGUUAACGACAACCUUAUUAAAUCUGUAGCCUCUCGUCAUGACUCUGUUACAAACCUCAUCAGCGCUAAGGAGAGUGCGAUGGCUGGACUUGACGGGCUUCGCUUGACAGCCACGAGCCUUAGUGGGGAGGUGAACAAGCUCCAGGAUGCGGGGCAGGCCGCAGACGAUGAGGUAAUCGAACUUAAAAAGUCUCUAAAUGACAAGACUUCCGCGCUGAGUCGCAUGAUAAAGAUUCUUGCCGUGAAGGAGCGCACAAUUAAUAAGCUUCGCGAUAGUCUAGGAAGCGGGAAGCUCUCGGGCGAUGAAAAAUAUCAGCCUGAAAUCGAUGCGCUCAAUGCAGAGAUCAAGAAGUUGCGUGAGCAGGUGCAGACAUGCACGGAGGUCGAGCGACCAGCGUUGCGGCGCAAAAUUGCUGACCUUGCCAACACAAUUGAUGAGCUCCAGCGACAGUUGGAAAAGGAGGGCGGCGACAAUGCUGUCUUUAAGAGAUCGGCCGCAGGGCCCAUAGAUACAAGCGAGGAGCUCCGUGAGGCCAAGGAGCGAAUCAAGUUGAUUGAGCGACUUAUUGCAGAGUCACCUGCUAGCGAGAAUAACGAAGACUUUGAACGGGCACGCAAGGAACUUCUCGGUCGGAUAGCUGAGCUGACCAAGAGUGAAUCGGACUAUCAGGAAAGGCUCCGGGACAUGCAGCGCCAACUCUCAGACAAGGCUGAGAAGGUCAGGCAGCUGUCGGAGGAGCUGGACAGGAGGCCGACCGGCGAGGAUGAGAAGGCCCGGCUCCGCUAUCUGGAGCACCUUGUAGCGUCCCAGGAGCGGGCAGCUGGUGCAGCCGUUGAUGAUGCCAGCCGAGAGAGAAUCAAGCAACUUCAGGAGCAGGUCAAUGAAAAGACAAGAGAGAUUGACGACCUCGUUAACAAAAAUAACUGGGAGCUGAAAGAAAAAGAGGACAGAAUUCGCGAGAACAUGAGCCAGAUUAUGUUUCUCAAUGAGGAGCUUGACCGGGCUAAGUCAGCUGCUGUGGAUGCCAACGCGCGCAUCCGCUACUUUGAGAAUUUUUAUGCCACGCUUUCGAAUGAGACGACUGCUGCCGCCGGUGCUAACCUCGAGGAGAGGAUCCGUACACUCAACGCAGACAAUACGCAGAAGGAGGAAGAUCUCAACGCUCUCACCUCGAAGCUCAAAGCUAGCGACGGUAAGCUACGCGAUCUAGAGCAGAAACUUUUGCAGGAACAGCAAGGCAAGGAGCAGCUUCGCGAGCAACUAAGCAACCUUCAGGACGAGUACGAAGAUCUUAGCAAGCAGCUGAGAAUGAAGGAGGCUGAGAUAGAGGACAAGAUCAUGCAGAUAAACACGCUCUCCCCUCAACUGGAUGAAGCCCGCUAUCGCAUCAAGCGACUCGAGAAGGAGUAUACUGACUUGAAGAGCACACAUAUCCACAAUUCUGAGCUCGAUCCUUACCGCCAGCAAUUGACAGAGAAGGACAUUAAGAUUGACGAGCUCAAUCGUGAGCUUCAGACUCUUCAGGAGCUCCAGGCUACCGGGGAGCAGGCCCACAGCGACCUCAUGCGUGACUUCAAGGAGCUCACGGACACGGCUGAGAAGCGCGAUAAAGAGCUUCUCGAAAAGGACCUUACCAUCGACAGGCUUCUGGAUGCCAUUCGUGUCCAGGAAGACUCAUUUACUAAGCUUCGCACGUCCAUCAUCUGCAUGGAAGAUGAGCAUCGGAUCUCAGAAAUGGCCUCGCAGCAGCAGAAGGAGUGCCUAGAAGAGCUCACAAAGGCUCGGGAGGAGCUAGAAGCCCAGGUUCAGGCGCUUAUGAAGGGAGUCGACCAAGCCCGAACGGGAGAGUCCGAGGCCCGUAAGUAUGUGGAGGAGGUAAUGCAGAAUAGCAGGAAUCUGUGCGACAAGCUCAACAGAGAGAUUGAGGAUCUUACGGAACAGUUGAAUGCACGACCAAACGUCGACCCGGCGGUCUUUACUAUGCUUAAAGAGGCGCAGCAGCGGAUCAAGACUCUUGAGGCAAGGCCUUUGAUCCCAGAGGAAGUUGAGCGUGAGCUGAUGGCACUCCGUGAGCAGCUUACUGCCUCAGAAAAGGAUCUCAUUGACGCACGUGAGUUAGAGAGAAGGCUCAAGGAGCUCGAGCAGCUCUUGGAGGAGCGAGACCGGGAGAUCGAAGAGCUUAAGCGGGAGAUUAUGGAGAAGAACGCUCGCAUUCAGGAGCUGGAAUACAAGAUUUCUAAUGCGCAGAGCACCAUUGAUAAUCUUACUACGCUGACAAACGAGGCGGCCCAGAAGAUCAGGGUCAUGGAGAACGAACUGUGUGCCCAAUUUGUCGGUGGCGCGUCGUACGUGGAUAUCAGUAACCUUGAGCGUGCGAUUGAUGAACUUCGUCAGUAUCACGGCGAAGCUCUUGACAAGCUCCUGAAGACUAAGGCUGAUGCUGCCGGUGACCAGGAAGAGCUCAGCAAGCUUCGCUCGAUGUCUGAUGCCGAUGAAAUUGCACGCUUGCGCGAGCGCCUGGAUCUCAAGGAGAAGGAGGUUGCGACUAUCAGACCUCUCCUUGAAGAAGCUCAGGCCAGGAUGAGGAUCUUCGAGUCUAGCUAUGCAGAGAAGGAGAACGAGCUGCUCAGAAAGCAAGAGGAGUUAAAUAACAUUAGGUCGGACCUUGCCAGCGCAAAGGACGAGCUACACAGGCUUCGAAAUAACCAGCACGAUAACGUCGACACCGCACAUGAGUACAACCUACAGGUCUUGCGAGAUACUGUCGAUUCCCUCACAGACAAAUUAGUAGAAAAGGAAAAAGAAGUGGAAACGCUCAAGGGUCAAUUAGCAGAUGCUGACGACCUGCAAUCUCAAUUGAAGAGCAGAGAGGAGAAGAUUCGUCAACUAGAGGAGGAUCUGCGCACAAGGUCUCCUAGCGUAGUCUCCGAUGCGGCUCGCGAUAGCACUGCUCUGGGGACGCAACUCGAGCUCCUGGAGCAGAACAGAAAACUCAAGGAGGAAAUCGACAAUCUUAUGAGUAGGGUGCGCGAUGCAGAAAGCGUGAGCAACGCUCUUAGGGCAGCUGGAAAUGCAGGAAAGAAUGUCUCGGAGGAGCUGGAGCGCAAGGAUGCAGAAUUGCAGCAACUUCGGGCAAGCCUAGCAGAAGCACAAAGGCGUCUGGCGUCGGUGGAGGCCGCAUAUGCUAGAUAUCACAGCAUGAACGAUAAGGAUGCAGAGAUAAAGACCCUCACGGAGACGCUAGCCCAGCAAUCCCAGGCAAUGGCGGCCCUGAGAGAGGCCAACAUGGCAAAGGACCGCGAGAUCGAUGAGCUGAAUGACGCGCUUAUCUAUCAGGAAAGAACCGUUUCAUCUCUCUGCAUGAGCCUUUCACCGAAGUUGGCUGCCAAAUCGCCAAUGCGGUCGGUUGUAGGCCCGAUGUCUCCGCCCAUGCAGCCUGUCAUGUCCACCGAUGCCGCAAACGAAAUUGCCAACCUUCGCGCUGCCUUGGAGCGAGCAAAUGACACCAUUAGCAGCCUAGAGAAGGCCAACACUUCCACAAGCAAGCAGGUCAAGGACCUUCAGAGCACGAUGGAGAGCAAAGAGAAGGAGUGCGAGAAGCUGUUGGCAACAAUCAAGAGCAUGUCUCGUGACGAAACGAUUAAUGCGCCUGGCGAGGGCGUUUCUGGCGAUGGAGCUGGCGCAGAUCCGGCCGAGCUGGCAGCACUGAAGAAGGAUUUCGAAGUAGCCAAGAAAGAACUGGAAAGGCUCAAGCUAUUGCAUCACUACAGGUCACGAGCCGACGAAGGAGCGCUGGAGGACGUUUUGGACAAAGAUAUGCAGAUCCAGGAGCUACUGGCAAUAAUCUCCCAGCUCAACAAAUCUAAUGAAGCUCUUGAGCGAGCCAACACUGCCAAAGACAAGGAGCUAAUGUCUCUUAAGGAUGCACGCUUCUACAACGAGAACGAGAUGACUGGCAUGCGCGAGCAAAGCAUGUCCCAGACGGGAGAGGUCAGGUCGAUGGAGGCGAGCCUGAAAGAUAGUGAGCAAACCAUUAUGGGCCUGUGCGCAGCGCUAUCCCCAGAGCAAACUGCAAAGGCGUAUCUGCGGGACUUGGAUGAGGUGGAUCCCUCCCUCUACGCCAUUCUCAAAGCUGAGUGUAUGCGCCUUAAGCAGUGCCUUGACUUCAAUAGCCUGCCACCUGAUGCCAAGGAAGUUGAGUUCAAGGCCAUGCUCGAGCAGAUGGACCGCCUCCAAGCGGAGCUGCUCCGCAAGGAUGAUGCGCUUAAGAAUGGCCAGGGCGACGGGCGCGAUGCCGCAUACGUUAAGUCCCUGGAGGACCGGCUGAGAGAGUACGAGGAGGCAGGCGGGAACAUCCCGAGCACAAUUCGUGAAAAGCUCACGAGCGUCAAACAGCAGAUGACAGAAUGGUUCCGCGAUCGCCCAGACAAGAGCAUGGCCCCGUCUCUUCUAGAAAUCUUUGAUUGA